AGUCUUAGUGCAAUGAGCGAGUAUUAGCAAAACACAUCAUACUCAGCUUCUGGUUCAACAAUGCAGCAACGUGAAGAGAAGCAAUUAGAAGCCUCGGUGGAGUCGCUAAUUUCUCGAGUGGCUCAUGUCAAAAACGCUCUGCACGGAUUUAUUUAUAAAUUGGAAAAUGAAUACGAGCGAUUGACAUGGCCGUCUGUGUUGGACAACUUUGCCCUCCUGUCUGGUCAGCUGAACACCAUCAACAAACUGCUUAAGAAUGAGAAGACCCCAUCCUUUCGCAGCCAGGUCAUAAUCCCACUUCUUCUCAAUCCGGACAGAGAUGAAGAUUUAGCAAAACUAACUGAGCAGCGUGUCCCAGUGUUCAGCCAUGAGAUCGUGCCAGACUAUUUACGUACAAAGCCUGAUCCAGAGGUGGAAGAACAGGAGAAACAGCUGAGUGCAGAGGCUGCACGUAUUGGCCCAGAGGUGGCACAGAAACAGAUCCAGACAUUGAAUAAGCUCUGUUCCAAUCUGCUGGAGAAGCUGAACAAUCCUCGCGAUGAUAGAGAUGCAGAAAGUGCAGCCCUACGACAGAACAAGCCAUCUUUCAACCCUGCAGACACCAACGCUUUGGUUGGAGCGGUGGCAUUUGGCAAGGGGCUUUCCAAAUGUAGACCCCCUGGACCAGUGGCCCCUGGACACCCAGGACAAGGGCCUAUGAUGAGUGGAGGGCCAACCUUACAGCAGGUCACCAUAGGUGGAGGUUCAGGGCAACAGGCAGGUAUGGGAGGACCUGUGGCUCCACAACAGCAAGGACAGCCAGGAAAAAUGCCAAGCAGCAUCAAGACAAACAUCAAGUCUGCGUCUGGGUCGAUGCAUCCUUAUAACCGAUGAACUCCUUCCUCCUUAGUACUUCACCCAAAGUCUUCCUCCUCACGUGCAGCAGUGACAUUCACAUCACCAUCAUCUUUGUGUACUGUUAUUUUCAUGCUACUCUGUUCUUUCUAAAGCUGUUUGACACCGAGUGUCUCUUAUAAUUUGUCAUACAACACCUGACCCUCUGCGUUUGAGCAGUAGAUGGCAGUAUGUCAGCGUGUAUGGGGCUGGGAGCCUCUGCGUGGAUCUGUACUCCUGACACUUUUUCAAUUAAAGAUGUGUUUAUUUGUUUACCGUG
Messenger RNA from Sphaeramia orbicularis (orbiculate cardinalfish), 1153 nucleotides. RefSeq names its product mediator complex subunit 8 (gene med8). The record is from RefSeq and is a predicted model, not a curated record. Gene Ontology annotation, biological process: regulation of transcription by RNA polymerase II. Lineage: Eukaryota; Metazoa; Chordata; Actinopteri; Kurtiformes; Apogonidae. Gene Ontology annotation, cellular component: mediator complex; core mediator complex. Bases 61 to 873 code for a protein of 270 amino acids. The transcript is spliced from 7 exons. Gene Ontology annotation, molecular function: transcription coregulator activity; RNA polymerase II cis-regulatory region sequence-specific DNA binding.